AUGAGGCGAUUCAGCUGCCGUGCGAAGUCGGUCAUCGAAGGCGACGACAUCCGAGGUGUGGUUAUGAGCUUACAGGCAGCCGCCUCUCAGACAGCAGGGGAGCAGACAGCAGGGGAAUACAGAGCAGGGGAACAUACAGCAGGGGGACAGGCGUCACCAAGGGGGGAAUUCUCCGCGCCUUCAGAGCUUUCUCUCCGCGCUCUCUCCGCGGGUGUGCCCGCGUGGGUGGUGGAGAGAGCAAGCGCCGUCUCCCCAGAGGUGGUGGCGAUCGCGAGUGUGUACUUCGUGCAGGGCGUGCUGGGGCUGGCCCGCCUUGCUGUCACUUUCCUGCUCAAGGAUGACUUCGGGCUUGACCCUGCCGAGGUGGUGGCGAUCGCGAGUGUGUACUUCGUGCAGGGCGUGCUGGGCUUGGCUCGCCUUGCUGUCACUUUCCUGCUCAAGGAUGACUUUGGCCUCGACCCCGCUGAGGCCGUCUCCCCAGAGGUGGUGGCGAUCGCGAGUGUGUACUUCGUGCAGGGCGUGCUGGGGCUGGCUCGCCUUGCUGUCACUUUCCUGCUCAAAGACGGCUUCGGCCUUGAUCCUGCCGAGGUGGGUGGCUUUCCUCUCAGGCCUCUCCUCCCUCCCCUGGCUCAUCAAGCCCACAUCUGGAUUCAUCAGCGACGGCAUCCCUCUCUUUGGCUACCGCCGUCGCUCCUACCUUGUCUCCUGUGGGCUGCUGUGGUCCCCUGCUCUUGUAAUCAUCCCCUACUCCCGUAUCUUCCCCGUAUUUCCCUGCAGGUGGCAGUCCUUUCGGGCCUCUCCUCCCUCCCCUGGCUCAUCAAGCCCAUCUACGGCUUCAUCAGUGAUGGUAUCCCUCUCUUUGGCUACCGCCGUCGCUCCUACCUGGUGGCCUGUGGGCUGCUGGGGUCGCUGGCAUGGGGAGCGCUGGCGACGGUGGUGGGGGAUAAGUACUCUGCUGUGGCCAUGAUUCUGCUCUCCUCGCUCUCCGCUGCGGUUUCUGACGUGGUGGUAGACUCAAUGGUGGUGCAGAUGGCAAGGGGCGAGUCCCAGGCCACGUCAGGCGGGCUGCAGUCGCUGUGUUGGGGGUCGUCAGCAGUGGGGGCUGUUCUCUCAGCGUAUUUCAGUGGCUCGCUUAUUGAAAAUUAUGGCACACGGUUUGUGUUCGGAGUGACGGCCCUACUGCCUCUCAUCACCACGGCUGUUGGAUUCUACACCAUUCGCCAGCCGGCCAUUCUGCUGCCCACCGCCUUCAUCUUCCUCUGGCAGGCCACUCCGCACUCUGAAACCGCAAUGUUCUUUUUCACCACCAACGAGCUGGGCUUCGGCCCUGAGUUCCUGGGCCGCGUGCGUCUCGUGACAGCCCUUGCUUCCCUGGCAGGGGUGGGUGUGUUCAACUUCUACCUCAAAGAAGUGCCUCUCAGGAAGCUCUUCUUCUGGACCAACAUUGCUGGUGCACUCCUGGGCUCCACACAGCUACUCCUUGUCACUGGUCUCAACCGCUCUCUGGGAAUCAGCGACCAGUACUUUCUGCUGGGAGACUCUCUCAUACUCACAGUGCUGGGGCAGAUCUCGUUCAUGCCAGUGCUGGUGUUAGCAGCUCGAGUCUGCCCACCCGGCAUCGAAGCAACUCUCUUCGCAACGCUCAUGUCUGUCAGCAACGGCGCGAGCGUCUUUGGGGGGGUGAUUGGCGCUGGGCUGACCAACUGGCUGGGAGUGACGAGCACCAAUUUCACCAACCUCCCCACCCUCAUCGCCAUCUGCAACUUCUCCUCUCUGCUCGUGCUCCCGUUUCUCAACCUGCUGCCUGCCGAGAUCUCGUUUGUGGUAGCAAAUCCAGUUGUAACGCUGAGAGCCAUGGUUUCGUGUUUCUCCGUCGCUCCCAUACACAACGACAAGUACGACUAUUACAUCGACGAUUACAUCUCCGAUGACGACCCGAACCUCGACCCGGACGUACGUACGCUCCGCAAGGCGAAGCAACGGCGUUACGAGGAGCGGCUCGCGAAGGAAGCGGCGAAAGCGGCGGAGGAACGGGAGAGGAUACGGCAGAGAGUCGGGGGAGUGGUGGUGGUGGGUGUAGAUGUGAAUGAAAGCGGUCAGAAGAUCGUGGACUUCGCGAUUGAGAAUAUGGUGAAGCGAGGCGGCAAGCUGGUGCUGGUACACGUCGCUACCGUCACUCCUCUGGUUCAGUCCGGUCCAGGCCGCAGCGACAAGCGCGAGGUGAAGAGCAGGGAGCGCGCGUGGUGGGGAGGGUACAACCUGCACAUGUCACACGAGGUCGCUCGGUUGCUCAAGCCACACAGGCGACACUGCAGAGCAGCUGGGAUGGAGGUGGAGAGCUACAGGAGUAGCCUACAUGGGGUGAAGGAGGAGGAGGAAGAGGAGGAGGAAGAGGAGGAGGAGGAGGAGGAAGAGGAGGAAGAGGAGGAGGAGGAGGAGGAAGAGGAGGAGGAAGAGGAGGAGGAGGAGGAGGAAGAGGAGGAGGAAGAGGAGGAGGAGGAGGAGGAAGAGGAGGAGGAUGAGGAUGAGGGGGAGGGGGCCGAGGAGGAGGAGGAGGAAGAAGGGGGGGAUCGAGUGGGGGGAAGGGUGGUGGAGGAGGAGGGUUACGACCUGUUUCAGCUCGUCUUUCCAAACCAGAAUUUACUCACACAGCAGCAAGGUCAGCCUCUAUCCUCCUCCUCUCGCCCGUCUCAAUCCCUUCCAGCUGCCACACACUCUCCCGCCCGCAUCUUCCCUCUCAAAGAGCUUGUAGCAGCAACAGGGAAUUUCGCCCGAGAGAACAUGAUAGGCAAAGGGGGGUACGCGCAUGUUUAUAAGGGGAAACUGAAGGGGAGGAGCAGGGACAAGGAGCGGGCAAAACAGGCAAGGGAGAAGGAGGAGAGGGAGAAGGAGAAGAGAGGAGGAGGUGGUGGGGAGGAGGGAAAAGAGGUGGGAAAAGAGGGAAAAGAGGAGGGAAAGGAGGAGGGGAACGAGGAGGGUGAUGGCCAAGAGGAACAAGAAGGAGAAGAGGAGAGGAAGGCUCGGGAAGCAGAGGAGAAUGAGAGGUUUAUGACUGAAGUGCGGAUAGUAGAGAGGGCAAGCGCCCAUCCCAACAUUGUGAAGCUUCUGGGAUACUGCAUGGAAGGCGGAGAGCAUAUUAUGGUGUAUGAGCUGGCAGGGAACGGGAGUGUGGAGCGCAACUUGCACUCCAAGACAAGGGAUGUGAUGCCGUGGGAGCGGCGUGUUCAGGCUGCGGUCGGCGCGGCGCGAGGACUGGCUUAUCUCCACAGCGGCUGGGAGGGGUGCAUAGUGCAUAGGGACAUCAAGACAGGCAACAUUCUAGUGGGCCACGACUGGCAACCCUUGGUUGCUGAUUUCGGCCUUGCUAGAUGGAUCCCCUCCCCUCCCCCUCCCACCUCCGCAUCCCCCUUACAAGCCUCUGGGUUAGCUAUAAAUGGGGCGGCGAAUAAACCCGCUAUAGACGGAUCCAUUAAGUCGCCUAUAGAGGGUACAGUGGGGUAUAUGGCCCCCGAGUAUUUUCUUAGAGGGAGGUUGUCUACCCACACUGAUACAUACGCGUUUGGAGUGCUGCUGCUGGAGCUUAUAACGAGUCGCAGGCCUGUGGACCCUCGGCGGAGCAAGGAGGAGAUGGACCUGGUGCUGUGGGUGAGUUGGAGGGGUGGGGAGGAGUGA
Molecule: messenger RNA, 3672 nt
Organism: Closterium sp. Yama58-4
Lineage: Eukaryota; Viridiplantae; Streptophyta; Zygnematophyceae; Desmidiales; Closteriaceae
Source: the annotation of a GenBank genome assembly